Messenger RNA from Nannospalax galili (Upper Galilee mountains blind mole rat), 2243 nucleotides. It is a transcript of the gene Cdh16, whose product is annotated as cadherin 16. Gene Ontology annotation, cellular component: adherens junction; membrane; catenin complex. Gene Ontology annotation, molecular function: calcium ion binding; cadherin binding. Bases 85 to 2001 code for a protein of 638 amino acids. Gene Ontology annotation, biological process: cell morphogenesis; adherens junction organization; cell-cell junction assembly. The transcript is spliced from 14 exons. NCBI's taxonomy places the organism in Eukaryota, Metazoa, Chordata, Mammalia, Rodentia, Spalacidae. The record is from RefSeq and is a predicted model, not a curated record.
GCCAGAGCUUUUGAAGAAGGAGUCCUCUCUCCUGGCAACUGGACCAAGGGAGCUGCUGUGCACACCAGUGGGCCCGUCUUGACCAUGACCCCUGCCUGGAUGUGGCUGCUCUACCUCUCUGUUCCCCAGGUUUUCCCUGAGGCCCAGUCUGCAGAGCUGUAUGUAGAAGUCCCAGAAAACUACGGUGGAAAUUUCCCUUUGUACCUAACCAAGCUACCCCUACCCCAUGAGAAAGCUGAAGGCCAGACUGUACUGUCAGGAGGCCCAGGCAAGGCAGCUGAAGACCCCUUUGCUGUGGAUCCAGAUUCUGGCUUUCUGAUGGCUACCAGGGCCCUAGACCGAGAGGAAAAGGCAGAGUACCAACUACAGGUUACCCUGGAGUCUGAGGAUGGACGUGUCCUGUGGGGUCCACAGCCUGUGAUAGUGCGUGUGAAAGAUGAGAAUGACCAGGUGCCCCAGUUCUCUCAGACCAUCUACAGAGCUCAACUGAGCCAGGGUACUAGGCCUGGCAUUCCCUUCCUCUUCUUUGAGGCUUCGGAUGGGGAUGCUCCAGGCACCGCUAACUCAGACCUUCGAUUUCACAUUCUGAGCCAGUCCCCAGCCCAACCUUUGCCAGAUAUGUUCCAGCUGGAGCCUCAACUAGGGGCUCUGUCCCUCAGUCCCAAAGGAAGCACUAGCCUAGACCAUGCCCUGAGAGGGCCUUACCAGCUAUUGGUACAGGUCAAGGACAUGGGUGACCAAGCCUCAGGCCACCAGGCCACAGCUACUGUAGAGAUCUCCAUAGUAGAGAAUACCUGGAUACCCCUAGAGCCUGUUCACCUGGCAGAAAAUCUCAGAGUCACUUACCCACACUACAUUGCCCAGGUACACUGGAGUGGAGGGGAUGUACACUAUCACCUGGAGAGCCAACCCCCAGGCCCCUUCAAUGUGAGUGCAGAGGGGAGGCUCUAUGUUACCAUGGAUCUGGAUCGAGAGGCCCAGGCUGAGUACCUGCUCCAAGUUCGAGCUGAGAAUUCCCAUGGUGAAGACUACACAGAACCUCUGAAGUUGCAGGUGGUGGUGAUGGAUGAGAAUGACAAUGCUCCUGUCUGCACCCCACAUGGUCCAUCAAUCAGCAUCCCUGAACUCAGCCGCCCAGGUACUGAAGUUACUAGGCUGUCAGCAGAAGAUGCAGAUGCCCCUGGAUCACCAAAUUCCCAUGUUGUGUAUCGGUUGCUGAGCCCUGAGCCUGAGGAGGGGUCUGAAGGGAAAGCCUUUGAGCUAGACUCUACCUCAGGCAGUGUAACUCUGGGGACUGCCCGACUCCAAGCUGGCCAGAACAUCUUGCUUCAGGUCCUAGCUGUUGACUUAGCAGGAGCAGAGGGUGGCCUCAGCAGCACAUGUGAGGUGGCAGUCAUGAUCACCGACAUCAACAACCAUGCUCCUGAAUUCAUCAUUUCCCAGAUUGGGCCUGUGACUCUUCCUGAGGAUGUGAAGCCUGGAACUGUGGUGACCACACUCAUGGCCACAGAUGCUGAUCUUGAGCCUGCCUUCCGCCUCAUGAACUUUGCCAUUGAAGAAGGAGACCCGGAAGGGAUAUUUGAUCUGAUCUGGGAGCCAGACUCUGGUUACGUCCAGCUCAAACUCCACAAGAACCUCGACUAUGAGACAGCUCCUCAUCACAAGGUGGUAGUGGUGGUACAGAAUGUGGAGAAACUUGUGGGCCCAGGCCCAGGCCCUGAAGCCACAGCCACUGUGACUAUACUGGUGGAGAGGGUGAUGCCACCUCUCAAGUUAGACCAGGAGAGCUAUGAGACCAGUGUUCCAGUCAGCACCCCAGCUGGCUCCCUCCUGCUGACCAUCCAGCCCUCAGAAUCCAUGAACAGAACUAUCAGGGUUGAUUCAUCCCUCUUGGGUUCUUUAGGCUUCAUCCUUAUUCUCGUCUUCACCCACCUGGCCCUGGCGAGGAAGAAGGACCUGGAUCAGCCAGCAGACAGUGUGCCCCUGAAGGCAACAGCGUGAGUGAUCCAGACAUUCCCCAGCUGGGAGGUUGGCCCCAGCCCCAUAUGAACUCACUAAGAAAGAACCUAGUGUCAAGAUCCACUGGGGACCAGGACAGAGUAAAAGCCCUUCACUUUUCUGAAGUGGAGGCACUGUCACCAGACAUGACCCAGAGUCUGAACACUGGGAUAGCUGUGAGAAUAUUCCAAAUGGCAGCUUUUUGUCUAAUAAUAAAGGCUCAGAGAGCCUGGCUGGGUCCUAAA